Messenger RNA from Dromaius novaehollandiae (emu), 3189 nucleotides. It is a transcript of the gene RXFP2, whose product is annotated as relaxin family peptide receptor 2. Gene Ontology annotation, cellular component: plasma membrane. Gene Ontology annotation, biological process: hormone-mediated signaling pathway; adenylate cyclase-activating G protein-coupled receptor signaling pathway; activation of adenylate cyclase activity. The record is from RefSeq and is a predicted model, not a curated record. Lineage: Eukaryota; Metazoa; Chordata; Aves; Casuariiformes; Dromaiidae. Gene Ontology annotation, molecular function: G protein-coupled peptide receptor activity; protein binding.
UACUCCUCUCUUAAUCUUUUUAACUUCAGACUGUCUGCAAUGCUAUUUCUACUCCAUCUUGUUGUUCUGUUAGAAAUCAAAGCCUUUGCUGAAACAUCUGGGUCUGUCUUACUGCCUGCCUGCCAAAAGGGUUAUUUUCCAUGUGGAAAUCAUACAACAUGCCUCCCACAAGCAUUUCAUUGUGAUGGCAUAAAUGACUGUGAGAAUGGUGCAGAUGAAGAAAACUGUGGAGAUAAUAGUGGAUGGGGAAGUAUCUUUGAUAUGGUUCAUGGAAAGCCUAAUUAUUUGGUUUUAGCAGAAGAAUACUGUCUCCACCAAAACCCAGAAGGUUGCAGCAGCAUGGAAACAGAACUAGAAUGUGCUGCGUUAAAGUCUGUUCCACUUGCUUCAAGUAACGUAACCCUCCUGUCACUUAAAAACAGCCAGAUCCAUUCUCUUCCAGAUGAAGUUUUCAGCAAGUAUACAGAAGUGAAGAAAAUAUUUCUACAGCAUAAUUGCAUUCAAACAGUAUCAAGGAAAGCAUUCUUUGGACUAUACAAGCUUCAGAAGUUAUAUCUCAGUCAUAACUGUAUCACUAGUUUGAAACCUGGAGUAUUCAGAGAUCUACACAAAUUGACUGAAUGGCUAAUUCUGAAUUAUAACCCAAUAGGGAAAAUUUCAAAGCAGUUAUUUACAGGGCUAACAUCUUUGUUAUUUCUGUCAAUCAUAAACAAUUCACUUGAGUCUCUUCCCAAGAAAAUCUGUACUCAAAUACCUCCUAUUAACUGGAUGGAUUUUGAAGGCAAUCAUAUUAAGGCCUUAACUAAUACCACUUUCCUGGAAUGUGACCCACUCACUGUAUUGUUUCUUCAUGGAAAUCAAAUUCACUUGGUGCCUGCAAAUACCUUUUCCUCAUUAAAAGAUUUGGGUGAACUGGAUCUGUCCAGCAACUUGAUUAGAGAAUUACCACAUUAUGAUUUUAAAGACCUGAAGUAUUUACAAAAGUUUUGAUUUCUUUUAGCAACGUCUUUCAAUCCACUUUCUCACCUCUAUCAGGAUCAGUUUGAAAAUCUUCAGCAACUUCAGUCAUUAGACCUGGAAAUGAUUGAGAUUCCAAAUAUAAAUACAAGAAUGUUUCAACAUAUGAAGAACCUCUCCCACAUCUACUUCAAAAAGUUCAGGUAUUGCUCCUGUGCUCUCCAUGUGCGAAUAUGCACACCAUAUGGAUUGACACCAGUUGAGGAUCUCUUAGCUAACAAUGUUCUUAAUGUAUUUGUGUGGGUCAUAGCUUGUAUUACAUGUUUUGGAAAUCCUUUUUUCAUUGGAAUGAGAUCAUUUAUCAAAGCAGAAAACAAGACGCAUACCUUAUCUAUCAAAAUUUUGUGUUGUGCUGAUUGUCUAAUGGAGGUGUAUUUGUUCUUCAUUGAAGUUCUUGAUGUUAAAUACCGUGGACAGUAUAAAAAAUUAGCUGUGCUGUGGAUGGAAAGUUUACCAUGUCAUAUCAUGGGGUUCAUCACCACGCUCUCUACAGAGGUCUCUGGCCUUUUGUUGACAUUUCUGACCUUGCAAAAGUAUUUAGUGAUUGUCUUUCCCUUCAGAAAUAUCCAACCUGGAAAGCAGCAGACAAUAGUGAUUCUUACAUCUAUAUGGAUUGCUGGAUUUUUCUUAGCAAUAAUCCCAUUUUGGAAUGAGGACUUUUUUGGAAAUUAUUAUGGGAAAAAUAGUGUUUGUUACCCAUUGAAUUCUGAUCAAAUAGAAGAAAUUGGAGGCAAUGGGUAUUCUCUUGGUAUUUUUCCUGGUGUGAACCUGCUAGCCUUCAUCAUAAUAGUGUUUUCGUAUGUCAGCAUGUUUUGUUCCAUUCAAAAAACUGCCCUUCAGACAUUGGAAGUAAGGGGUCACAUUCGCAGGGAUGUUGCUGUUGCCAAUCGUUUCUUUUUUAUAGUAUUCACUGAUGCCACCUGCUGGAUUCCUGUCUCUGUCAUUAAAAUCCUCUUCUUAUUCCAGGUGGAAAUUCUAGACACUGUCACUUCCUGGAUAGUGAUAUUUGUCCUGCCAAUAAACAGUGCCUUGAACCCCAUUCUCUAUACUCUCACAACUACUUUCUUUAAGGAAAAGUUAAAGCAGUCACUGGACAGACGUUGAAGGAGGGAAAUUUUCAAAAUGACAAAAAAAACCUUGGUCACUUCGGUCCUGUGGACGGACAAUUCCCUUGGAUUUUUAAAAAAAUAAUUCCUGGGGAUGGUACUAACUCUUAUUAAUUUAUAAGUGUUUCUCAACAAGAUCAUGGAAACUGGACCUAAUUGCAUUAUAGCAGUAUUAAUCUCUUUGAGAUUUAUAUGUAGUGUCUUUCUGGUCAUUACCAUCUCUGUAUUCGUCUUGCUAGAAAAUAAAAUGACCACUGUUGCAUUUAUCAUGUGAGAUUUGUGUUACAGUUUGAAACACAGGCAUACUGUGCACUGGGGCUGAAGACAACGAUACUUUUGUACUAUUCAUCCAGCUUCCCCAGAGGGUCAGUGUACCUGUACUUGCCAAGAUACAGUCUUCUUAACAUAUAUUAGGUUAAGGCAAAUGACAUUUCAAGAAGAUUUCAUUAGGACUGUACUACCAAUUUCAGGAUUAUCCUUGGGAAGAAGUAUUUCUCCCAAGGUUGAAAGUUCCUGGGGGAAAAGGCUAGAACAUUUAUGCAGCAUGAAAAUCUGUAUUAAUCCUGUAGGAUUUAAUAUGUGGGCUCUGCAAAGAGGUGAAUGUCUCUUUGUGCACAUAAAGUCACUACUCAAAACUGCAAGACCCAAGUAGUAUUGUUGUAAUUUUUUUAAGGUACUAAAAGUCAAGUGAAACUUCCUGUGCAAGCAACAGAACCCAGACUGGAAUAAAAAUUAAAUAAUGAAACCCUCUGAAUGAUCUUUGAAAGCAGUCAAUUCAGUUUUCAUUGCAUCAGUUUUUACCAAGCAUAGGCAUGCUGGCAGCAUGGGUAAGUGUAUGUUUGGGGGACCAUUUAUGGGACUCAGGCACUUUUGAUGAAGAACAAUUCACCUUUAUUAGUUAUGUUUUCAUAACCAUCUCAGUUGUAUUUCAGCUUAUAACAUAUGAGCUGCCAACCUACUACAAAGAAAAGAUUCAAGAUUUUAGGAAAAGAGUAAAGCAAAACUUUCAGCAAACUUUACGUUUUUUUUUUUAAUAUUUACUAAAGUAAACUUCAGUAAAAAUUUC